GAAUCUAUGAUGCCUAUAUAUGCUUGCUCUUCUUUGUUGGUAAGGAGAGGAGAGGAAAUGGAUGAGGAUUUGCAGCAAGAUAUUGUCAUUGUUGGGGCUGGGAUUGCAGGGCUUGCCACUGCUCUAGGACUCCACAGGCAGGGUUUGAAAAGCUUGAUUUUAGAGUCACAUGAUGCCCUACGAACAGCGGGGUUUGCACUCACCGUAUGGACCAAUGCGUGGAAAGUUCUUGAAGCUCUUGGUGUUGCCGACACCCUACGCCAACAGCAUGUCAAAAUUCAAAGGUCAAGCAUCACUUCCUUAGUAGUUGGGUCCACUUCAUACGUGCCAUUCACAGGUCAUGGGAACUGUGGGGAAUUUGAAACCCGUUGUGUGAGGAGGGACUUGUUGGUGGAAGCACUUGUAAGAGAAAUGCCCAAUGGUUCAAUCAAGUUUGGAGCAAAAGUGGUAAAUAUUGAAGAGAAGCACAACGAAUCCCCUCUUUAUCUUAUUCACUUAGCCGAUGGGACAAUUAUCAAAGCCAAGGUAUUGAUCGGGUGCGAUGGGGUGAACUCAGUUGUAACAAAGUGGUUGGGGUUUGAAAAACCAGCCUUCGUGAGGCGCUCAGCCAGCAGAGGUUUAGCAGAAUACCCAGGUGGCCACAACUACAAGCCUGAUUUCUUGCAAUACUUUGGUGACGGGUUUCGAAUGGGGUUCUUGCCCUGCAAUGACAAAUCCAUGUACUGGUUCUUCACUUGGAGCCCUACCCAGCAAGAAAAAGGUAACGAGGACGAUCCCAUGAAAAUGAAACAAUUAAUCUUGGAAAAGAUGGAGGGAGUGCCAGAAGAAGUGCGACAGGUGAUCGAGAAGACGGAAUUCCAACAUGUGAUAACAUCUCCUCUAAGGUGCACAUGGCCGUGGCGUCUGUUAAGGGGAAACAUAUGCAAGGGGAACGUAUGCGUGGCCGGAGAUGCAUUCCAUUCCAUGACUCCUGAUGUUGGCCAAGGAGGAUGCACAGCUUUAGAGGAUGGUCUAGUCUUGGCAAGAUGUUUGGGGGAAGCCAUUUUAAGUGGAGAUGAAGGAAAGGAACAUAAGAAGAUCCAAAAUGCAUUGAAAAAGUAUGCUGAGGAAAGGAGAUGGAGGGCCAUUAAAAUCAUAACUUUUGCUUUUGUAUUUGGAACGAUACAACAAAGCCGGGGGAGAAUCAUGAAUUUUGUGAGGGACAGACUGUUGGCCAAGAUGAUGCAGAGGAAGUUGUUGGCAAUUUCUGAUUUUGAUUGUGGGAAGCUUUCUGCCCCUUAAUAAUGGGACAAUAAAAUGUUUCAACAGCCAAAGACUCUUUCUUGAAACAAAGCGAUUGGUAGUAUGUAUUUAUGUUAAAAAAAGAGUCCUCGUGUGAAAUGUAAUAGUACAACUGUUCUUGUGCUCGACUGUACUGCAGGACACUUGGGAGAGAACAGUUAAUGAGGUUAAUGAAAAAGGAAAAUGGUUUGAUAGGGCUAAAACCCUAUCAAAAUAAGUAAAGCCUCACCUUAUAACUAAUCAACAAUUACUGUUGAA
Molecule: messenger RNA, 1539 nt
Organism: Amborella trichopoda
Lineage: Eukaryota; Viridiplantae; Streptophyta; Magnoliopsida; Amborellales; Amborellaceae
Product: monooxygenase 2
Molecular function (GO): FAD binding
Source: RefSeq, a predicted model, not a curated record